Messenger RNA from Penicillium roqueforti, 1242 nucleotides. RefSeq names its product MFS transporter. Gene Ontology annotation, biological process: transmembrane transport. The record is from RefSeq and is a predicted model, not a curated record. The transcript has 3 exons. Lineage: Eukaryota; Fungi; Ascomycota; Eurotiomycetes; Eurotiales; Aspergillaceae. The coding region runs from base 1 to 1242 and encodes 413 amino acids. Gene Ontology annotation, molecular function: transmembrane transporter activity.
AUGCCAACAGCACUCGUCACCCGAGCCGGAGUCGGAUUCGAGCACCGAGAAUACUGGGUCAGCGUCCUUCUCAUGUGCGAAGCAGGCAUGUCUCUAUUCAUGUGUCCCAUAUUCGGCUACCUGGUCGACCGCGCACGCACACGUCGACUACCCUUCAUCAGUGCCCUGGUCAUACUAACCGGCUGUAUGCUGAUCUUACAACUGGCGCAUUCCAUCGCUGCGUUUGUCAUAGCUCGUCUACUCCAGGGCAUUGCAGGUGCUCUAGUAGUGGUAGCGGCAUUCGCUCUCAUCGGCGACGCCGUGUCCCAGGAGCAUCUCGGUCAGACAAUAGGGUAUCUUGGCUCCGCGAUUGCCUCGGGGUUCCUACUGGGUCCGUUCCUCGGAGGCGUUGUGUACAAUUCGGGUGGGUACAACGCCGUGUUCUGGUUUGCGUAUCCUAUUCUUGCGCUUGACAUGGUUAUGCGGCUGGUUUUGAUCGAGAAGAAGGUGGCUGCUCAGUGGACUGGAGAAUCAAACGGGAACCUGGAGUCGGAUCUGGAGACGGCGCAGCGUAUUCCCUCUGUCGGUUCGCGCGAACCACAGGUCAUCCAAAGAAGGAAAGGGCUCGUUAUCUUCCGGAUGCUCAGACAGCGCCGAGUGUUGAUCUCUUCGUGGGCGCUCCUCGCGCAGGGAAUCUUGCUUUCUGCUUUUGAUGCGACUCUCUCCAUCUUCGUCGAAACGACAUUUGGCUGGAACUCCCUCGGCAUGGGACUAAUCUUCCUCCCAAUGGCCGUCCCGGCCUUCUUCGAGCCGCUGUUCGGCGGCUUCACGGACAAGUUCGGUGCCCGCUUUGUAGCCUUCGGCUGUUUCGUUCUUCUCUCGCCCACCCUCAUCUGUCUCCGGUUUGUCCAGGCAAAAUCGAAUGAACAAAUCGCUCUGCUGGUAUCCUUGCUCUUCCUUGUCGGGGUCUUCAUCCACGCCUGUGCACCAGCUAUGUACGUUGAGACGCAGCGUGCACUCACGGCAAUGGAACUCAAGAGCCCAGGCAUACUCGGAUCCAAGGGUGCCGUGGCGCAGGGAUUCGGAUUGCAGAGUAUGUGCCAGUUUGCUGGGGUGUUCUUCGGACCACUUUGGGGUGGGUUUGUCGAGUAUCGUUUCGGAUGGGGGGCGAUGACGGGCACAUUGGGAGUUUUCGUAGCGCUCACUGCGCUUCCGAUGCUGUGGUUAGGAGAAACCGAGGAGGAGAGGGCUUUAAUGAGCUGA